Molecule: messenger RNA, 108 nt
Organism: Rotaria sp. Silwood2
Lineage: Eukaryota; Metazoa; Rotifera; Eurotatoria; Philodinida; Philodinidae
Source: the annotation of a GenBank genome assembly
CAGGCAGAAACAACAAUAAUGGCAGCAACAACAACAACGGCAGAAACAACAAUAAUGGCAGCAACAACAGCAACGACAAGCAAUAUAACUUUUAACGACACAAGGUAA